CCGGAAGCGGCGGGUGAGCCGAGUGUCCUUGCGCGCAGAGCGCGGAGUUGAGCUGCAAUGGUGGUCCGGGCGUGGCCGGUGAUGAGGUUUCUCAUCAAGGGCAGCGUGACAGGGGGCGCUGUCUACCUGGUGUACGACCAGCAGCUGCUGGGCCCCAGCCACAAGAGCCAGGCUGCCCUUCAAAAAGUCGAGGAGGUGGUCCCCCCAGCCAUGUACCAGUUCAGCCAGUACGUGAGCCAGCAAACAGGGCUACGGAUGCCGCAGCUACCGUCCCCUCCGAAGUUGAACUUUUCCUUCCGUGACUCCUGGAAUUCAGGUGUCCUCAGGAUGAUGUCAGCGCUGUCGGCGGCCCCCUCCAAGGCCUGCGACUACUCCAGGGAGGGCUGGAACUACCUCAAGGAACGCGCCAAAGAGCAUUCCAAGUAGCAGGUUGGAUGUAGACACCUGUCCUGGCUAGGCCUUGGGGACAGGGACACCAGGGACAGGAAGACUCCAGGCUGGGACAUCCUCCCACCCCACCCCCGCCAAGUGCAGCUCAAGCCCUGGAGGGCCUAAUAAAGGACUUUGGAAAGCCUGUUA
Echinops telfairi (small Madagascar hedgehog) is the source of this 579-nucleotide messenger RNA. RefSeq names its product mitochondrial contact site and cristae organizing system subunit 13 (gene MICOS13). The record is from RefSeq and is a predicted model, not a curated record. Gene Ontology annotation, biological process: cristae formation. The transcript is spliced from 4 exons. The coding region runs from base 58 to 426 and encodes 122 amino acids. Gene Ontology annotation, cellular component: MICOS complex; mitochondrial crista junction. Lineage: Eukaryota; Metazoa; Chordata; Mammalia; Afrosoricida; Tenrecidae.